CACUGUCGCUAGGGGGCAGUAAGCCCCAGACAGAGGACCGGUGGGAAUCACAGGAGGCCAAGGGGAAGUACUAGAAGAAGAAGCCGACUACGUUCACAAGAAGAUCGAAAUGGCCGCGCCAGCAGAGAGGAUGGAGGUUUCUCAGGGGGAGAGCUCAGUCAAACCUGCAGCAGAGGACAUGACUUCAAAGGACUACUACUUUGACUCCUACGCCCACUUUGGGAUCCACGAGGAGAUGCUGAAAGACGAGGUUCGCACUCUGACUUACCGCAACUCCAUGUUCCACAACAAGCACUUGUUUAAGGACAAGGUGGUCCUGGAUGUCGGCAGUGGGACAGGCAUCCUCUGCAUGUUUGCUGCCAAAGCAGGAGCCAAGAAAGUUAUAGGGAUCGAGUGCAGCAGCAUCUCAGACUAUGCUGUGAAAAUUGUCAAGGCCAACAACCUGGAUGAUGUUGUGACCAUCAUUAAGGGGAAGGUGGAGGAGGUGGAGCUGCCGGUGGAAGGAGUCGAUAUCAUCAUCUCUGAGUGGAUGGGAUACUGCCUCUUUUAUGAGUCCAUGCUCAACACGGUCAUUUACGCCAGGGACAAAUGGCUGAAACCAGAUGGACUGAUUUUUCCAGACAGAGCCACACUAUAUGUCACUGCUAUUGAAGACAGGCAGUACAAGGACUACAAGAUCCACUGGUGGGAGAACGUGUAUGGGUUCGAUAUGUCCUGUAUCAAAGAGGUGGCAAUCAAGGAGCCCCUAGUUGAUGUGGUGGACCCCAAGCAGCUGGUCACCAACUCCUGUCUCAUUAGGGAGGUGGAUAUCUACACGGUGAAGGCGGAGGACCUGACCUUCACCUCACCGUUCUGCCUGCAGGUGAAGAGGAACGACUACAUCCACGCUCUGGUCACCUACUUCAACAUCGAGUUCACUCGGUGCCACAAGAGGAUCGGCUUCUCCACCAGCCCAGAGUCUCCUUAUACCCACUGGAAGCAGACAGUGUUUUAUCUGGAUGACUACCUGACCGUGAAGACCGGAGAGGAGAUCUUCGGCACCCUCAGCAUGAAGCCAAACGUCAAGAACAAUAGGGACCUGGACUUUGCUGUCGACGUGGACUUCAGGGGCCAGCUGUGUGAGAUGUCAAAGACUUUGGAGUACAGGAUGCGUUAGGAAGCCCCUCCCCUGUCUUUGUGUGGGUCUUUAUUAGCAGACACAGUAUACAGUUGAUCUAGGUUAAUUGGGCGGGUGUUCUCUAGUUAAAGCUCCCCUGCAGCGACCUUUUAAAGACAUGUUGGGUUUUUUUUUUCAUAGUUUUACAGUAUUUCCAAUAUUUCCACAUCUUUAAGUUUAGAGUACAUUGGUGUGGUGAUUUCUUGUGCAGUAGUCUCUCUCCGCCUGGUAUCUGGGCUCAGCAUCUCACUGGGUUCUGCUUCCAGGCUCCUGUGGUUUGCACAUGCACCAUUGGCAUCCAUGCAAACACAGCCCAACGGUUGGUUGGUGGUCCUCUGCAGGCUUGAGACAGUUCAAAGUGAGAAGUUGCCGUCCAAAAGUAAACAGCUGGAAGUCGAGGCCAAAAUAAAGUGGGAUUUUUUUGUAUUGUUUUUGGCUGCUGCUCUUUUUAACAAAUAAAGUGAAUAAACUGUUGGUUCUCCUCCCUCGCCUUCAAAGUGUUCAUGAUCUUCUAAAAGAUCCUCGCUUUCAUAGUAGAGAUGCACCAAUCAGAGUUUUCCUGGGCUCUGCUGAUUUGCUUUUUUUAGGUCUACCCUGCCAGUCCUGAUUUGGACCAAUUACUGUUUAGUUUUCUGAGGACUACAAGAUAGAAAAAAGAUACUGCAGGUUCUUUGAUGGAGGUGUUGGUUUUAAAUUCAGCAGAAUGUGGGGAUACAGAGAUCUGUGUGCCAGAGCACAUGGAUCGAACCUUCAUCUGAUUGUUCUUAAACCCAAAAGGCCAUCCAUGUUCCUGCUGUUGGAUGCAUUCAUGGACUGAGAAUGUUAGAGAGUGCAUCAGUGAGACUCAGCUUUAGUUAUCAGCACACACCAAGAUGGCAUCUAUCUUCUGAAACGUAAAAAACACAGCCUACAAUUUUCAACUUUUAUGUGCGAGCCAUUAGAAAGUUGGCUUGUCCUCCAGGAAUCUUAGAUAAAGCAAUUCCAUCCAAUUUUAAGAGUCUGUGAUGGGUUGAUGAAACUACUGUACCCGAGUUUUGUCAUACGUUUACAAUAGAGCUGAAACUUUCAGUCAUAUCCUGCUCCGCUCCAGGUUGGGAACUCUUUGGCUUCAUGACAGGAAGCUUCUAAGAACCUGUUCCUGUAACCCUACUGUCAUUCCCACAUAUUGGAAAAGAAAGCCUUUCGUUAGAAGUGUGAAGGCAAAUGAGUGGACCAUGGUUCAGAAACCAGUAGCCUGUUGAAAUGGAAAGAGUACAAACAGGUGAUGGUUGUGUUACAUUAAAUUAGAAGUUAAAUAUACUUGUAUGUUUUGUUUUCUGAGUGUUUCAGAACUUGGCAGCAUGAGUUCUGUAAUCUAUGCCAUUAUUUUCCUCAACAUCCCUGGUUUGUUAGGUUCAGUGUACCUUCAUUUCAAUAAACCUCAUCGGCAAAAACA
Molecule: messenger RNA, 2591 nt
Organism: Fundulus heteroclitus (mummichog)
Lineage: Eukaryota; Metazoa; Chordata; Actinopteri; Cyprinodontiformes; Fundulidae
Gene: prmt1
Product: protein arginine methyltransferase 1
Exons: 10
Coding region: 110-1156 (348 amino acids)
Cellular component (GO): nucleus
Molecular function (GO): protein-arginine N-methyltransferase activity
Source: RefSeq, a predicted model, not a curated record